Pecten maximus is the source of this 4837-nucleotide messenger RNA. RefSeq lists its product as uncharacterized. Gene Ontology annotation, molecular function: protein binding; chitin synthase activity. The record is from RefSeq and is a predicted model, not a curated record. The transcript has 22 exons. Bases 72 to 4484 code for a protein of 1470 amino acids. NCBI's taxonomy places the organism in Eukaryota, Metazoa, Mollusca, Bivalvia, Pectinida, Pectinidae. Gene Ontology annotation, cellular component: cell septum; cell periphery.
CCAGUCCUGAAAUAGGAGUUCUUAUGUCAAUGUGGGAUCUUCUCAAGGGCAGAAGAUACAUACAUAUAUAAAUGACUAAAGACGACCAAAUUCACUUCACAAUGAAUUGCAAUCCCGAAAUAGCUGUCGAACAGAGAACAUUGACAAGAAAUUCUUCCCAACACGACGUGACAAAUACAUUUACAAUGGUAAACAUUGCUUCACCCAAGGAAGAUGAUCCGAAAUCACCCAGAAUGUCCGUCGUGUCGAACAUUUCCCAGGAUUCCACAUUUCAACUUACAAUGGACGAACAGUCGAAAGUCGAGAGGGAGAUGAGUAAAAAAGAAGUCCUAGACUUGUCACCCUCUAAAGCAGUAGUAAUAUUCAAAUGGAUCGUUACCAUGAUUUUUGCUCUAAUCGGACUUGGGUUCCUCGUUGGAAGCAGUCUCUCUUUCAUCGAAAUAGCUGCAAGACUUCCAGGAGCAUAUAAUAAAGAAUCGUGCUCCGCAUUUUCAACGAUUCUGCUGAUUCUAUUUGUCCCGAAUGUAUUUAACCUUCUUCGGUCAUUGUGGAACGGUUUGCGCCGUCAUGACAUGCCGUGGCCAAACAAACGAGCGAUCAACUGGAUUUUUUUAACGUCGAUUUUGGAAUCCUUUGGCUUAUGCGUCUUUGCGUUCAAAAUCCUUUCAUUACACCUGUUUGGUGUCAAUGGCCUUCUCUUAUCGACUGCACUGUUCUUCAUAUUCCCAAUAACUUAUAUCUAUCAAUGCCGGCAUCAUUCUGACAACCCUCGCGCUGUGAAAAUCCUUUGUUUUGUUGCGAUUUUCUUCCUAGUGCUAGGGUCACUGAUAUCCUCAAUUGGUGGGCUCAGUUUCAUUUUGAGAAACCUCAAAGAUAUUUGGCUGAUCCCAGCAGCAGUAGCCUGCCUAACGAUAGUUUGGUCGCCUUUAGUGCAGAAACGGUUGAUAAAUGUCAAUGAGAGUAGUCCAAAAGCUGACGUGGAAGAAAAUUCGCCACUCCAUGAUGUAACAGAUAAAGGAGACGUUUUGGUUACUAAGCGACCUCAGGCAUGCUGGAAGUCCGCUAUCAUCUUGUCAGCUUGCCGUUUGCCUUGCAUCGUUGGAUUUUCCUUGUUGUUGCACUUUGUCGACAGUGACAAGUACAAAAACGCUGACGUCAUUGACUCAUUUCGUGCGUCUUUGGACUGGCAUUUUGAACACAUCGAACCCAAAAUGCUAUUCACAAAUCUCCUGUGUACGUUUGGAGGGUAUUUUAUUACAUCAAUUGCCUGUCGUAUCACAAUGCAAAGGGGCGCGUUUGUUCUUCCUCUCGUCUUCGCGACUCCUCUUGUCUUUUCAAUUUUAUCUGUCGAGAGUGCAUGUAAGAAAAUAACAAGCAUUCUACAUCCAGAUAACUUACAUAUGUGUCAGCACGAGAAGCUGAUGUUCAACAUUCCUGCCAUUGUUUGUGUGUUCGUCGCCUUGUGUCUGUCACUAGGAUGGGUCAUAUGGACAACAAAUACAAUAGUCCUGUGCACUGAGGCAGAGAUCUUCUGGCUUCCAACAUUUUCUGGUAUACUUCUUAUGGAAUGGCUUUUGCUAUCGAGACGUAAUCGGCUAACUGAGCAACGGGAAACUCCAAAGUGUGUGGCAAAGAAAAUAAAAGUAUACAUAUGUACAACAAUGUAUAGAGAGACGAGAAAUGAGAUGAAACAAUUACUGAAAUCCAUCAACCGGAUACAGAAGACCUACUCUGACAAGUAUUACGAGUCACACAUCUUCUUUGAUGGGGGUGUUAAAGAUAGAACACCGACAGAUUUCGCCCUUCAGUUGAUCAGUCUACUACCCGACACUUUGGGCUGUGACGUCGGAUGCUGUAACAGGUUUAUGACGCCGUACGGGAUGAAGCUCACUUGGGAACUUUCCACAGGAGAACCAGGCUUACAUACUGAUAUGCUCAACUCCCGCAAAAUGAAGUUUGCAAUACAUCUCAAGGACAACAGAAAGGUCAAGAACAAAAAACGAUGGAGUCAGAUCAUGUAUAUGUCAUACGUAAUCGAUUUCCUUGUGAAACACAACAACGAUUCAUCCGGAAACAACGAAGUCGACGAUUAUAACGCUUUCAUUCUGACUACCGAUGCCGACGUAGACUUCACGCCAAACUCUGUCGACGCCCUAUUGGAUCUGAUGAUAUGUGACAAUACCGUUGGGGCCGUCUGCGCGCGCACUCAUCCGGUCGGAUUCGGCCCUUUGGUCUGGUACCAAAAAUUCGAAUACGCUAUUGGUCAUUGGUUUCAGAAGGCAGCUGAACAUGUCCUGGGUUCUGUUUUGUGUGCGCCAGGCUGUUUUAGUGUAUACAGAGUAAGGUCGAUCAGAGAUAUCGUCACUACGUACGCUUCAGAGGUAGAAAAGGCUUUUGAGUUUCUUACCAAAGACAUGGGAGAAGACAGGUGGUUCUGUACGCUUUUGGUUCAGAGUGGAUGGAGGAUAGAAUACUGUGCUACUGCAGAAAACUGGACACAUUGCCCUGAGGAAUUCGAAGAAUUUUACAAACAGAGAAGACGAUGGAUCGCCUCAACUAUUGCCAACUUAAUGCUUUUAGUCCAAGAAUGGAAGAAGAUUAGCAUGUUCAAUUAUCGUGUCUCCCUACCAUUUCUCAUUUACCAGGCACUGCUUCUGUUGUCAACGCUGAUUAGUCCAAGUGUCAUCGUACUAAUUGUAUCAGGUGGACUUUAUUACGCCUGGAACCUUGAUGGAAUGUCCACCAUAUUCUUGCAGUGCCUGUUGUGUGUAGCCUUUGCAAUGAUCUGUUUGUUCUUUUCAAACAAUACCCAACUACAGAUAGCAAAAUUCCUGACAUUUCUGUACGCAUGCGUCAUGAUGGCCGUAGCGGUUGGAACGGCCCAGCAGGUGGUGAAAGAUUUAGAAAAUCACUUACAUGGCGGGAAAAUUGAUGCUUCAGAUAUUAGUGCUGAUAUACAAAUCUCCAUGACCAGUCUGUACUUGGGCAGUUUGAUUGUAUUCUUCGUGGUGGCUGGAAUUCUCCACCCGCGAGACUUUAUGUGCCUUUUACAUGGCUUCUGGUACCUAAUGUGUCUGCCAUCUGGUUACCUCAUCCUAAAUAUCUACAGCGUCUGUAACAUCACAGACAGAUCGUGGGGUACACGAGAGGAAAAGGAACCAAUAUCCUUCUCUGACGUUACAAACUGGUAUGAGGUAUUCGGAGAGAAAUUGAAAACCAUCUUUUUUUGUUGCAAGAAGGAGGAGACAUCACAUGCGCAUGAUCCUAACACUUCAUCUACUACACAUCGACACCGUGAUACGUCUCUCUCCGAAACCAAUGAAAAAAUAAAUUCCAACUUCAAGGAAUUGGUCAUUGCUGAAGCAAAGGACGAGCAAAGAACUAAGAAAAAUAUACACUCCGUAGAUCGGGAUACAAAGGAGCAAGCGGCACAUCUGCUACCGGAACCUAUCCCAAUGACAGUAGACCAGUGGCUCGAUACUGACUUCAAGGAUGAAUAUGGACCUCUAUUCAAAAAGCACGGAUUUGAUAAUACUUUGUAUAUCAGUGGGAUGAACGAGAAGGAUUUGAAAAACAUUGGCAUCAGGAAAAAAGCCCAUGUGACAUUUUUGCUUGAGAUUAUUCGAGAUCUCCCAGAAUUCCGUAUCGAAGUCAAAGUUCCGAACAAUGUGAAAGACUGGCUACAUGAUAUAGGCCUUGAACAGUAUUUUGAUAGGUUUGAAAACAACAAAAUCAUCACUGCAAAAGAUUUGGAAGUUCUAAAGUCCUUCUCGCGAAGAGAAAUCGAAACAGAGUUGAAAAUAACAAAAGCAGGUCACAUGGCACGACUUUUGAUGGCAAUCAAGCAUCUUAGAAAUCCGACAACAGAGGAACUUAAACGAAUCGAAGUAAAGCGAGCACUGAAUUCCAUAGCCUUCUUUGAGAUAUCAAUCAUCAAUCCGGACGAGAAUGCUUUCUGGGCCACACUACGAGAUACAUGUCUACAGCCAGGUUCAGCCGCUUUUGGACACACAGAAAUACUCAUGCAAAAACUCGGUGAGUUGAGGAAUAAUUUUUUGAUGACCCUUGCUGUCUCUAAUAUGUUAUGGCUGAUUCUUCUUGCAACGUUGGCUACGAAACUGGAGCUUAAGAUGUAUGGAACUGAUCCAAUAGGAUUGUUGUUCCUGAGUAUCUUCGAAUCCUUGUUUGUCAUCCAAUUUAUCGGUAUGGUAGUACAUCGCGCGAUCACAUUGGGUCACUACUGCGCACGCGCACCAUACAAGUUUGGACAGUCAUACAACCGGUUAAGCGCAUGGAAACUUCGAGAUAUCAAGGUGGAUAUUUCACUGAAUGACAUCAAAGCCGCCCAUAAAAGAGCCAUAAGCUUUGCCAAGGAAGGAAAUGUGAAAAUCAAGACAAUAUUCAGUUCUCCUAUGAGUUUUUUCAAAAGAAAAGAAGCAACAAAAAAAGGAGAAGAUAUGAUGAGUCUCCUGGAACAUAGUUAAAUAUGAUCUACUGAACUGAAAUGAAUAUGUACUGAUAUGACAUUGAACGUGCAUUUCUUCUGUUACAGUGUGGUGUUGAUGUUGCAAUUGCAAUGUAUCCAACAUAUACCGCAGGAUAUGUAUGGUUAUAUCCAGCUCCGACCAUAGCUUGAUGAAUGCUACCUCUACGUGUGAUAUAUAGGAAGGGACUAUUUUCAUUUACAAGAGUUGUCAUAUAUCAAUACGCCUUCUUCUAUCGAUAUUCAUUCCACGUCCCUACACUGAGUUGCUCGAAUGACGUGUAGUGCAAAGGGUAUGAUACUUUAACGUCAUGAUAUUGCUAAAACCUCAGGACAUUUUCAAGAUAUGUAGAA